Molecule: messenger RNA, 2433 nt
Organism: Vanessa atalanta (red admiral)
Lineage: Eukaryota; Metazoa; Arthropoda; Insecta; Lepidoptera; Nymphalidae
Exons: 4
Coding region: 480-1250 (256 amino acids)
Source: RefSeq, a predicted model, not a curated record
CGACUGCGAACACCGCGGCGCGGCGCGGCCGCGUCCGCGUCAUUGAACAACAAGACUCGCUCGAUGGCAGGCGUCUUCCUGCCAAUAUGAAAAAAAGAGUGCUAAGUAACUCUGUUACAAAAUUCGCGAUAGUGGAAUUUAUAUGUUAUCUUUGUUUUAUAAAAUAUUUAUUUUUAUAGUGUUAUUACAUUGAAAACCAUAUUUUUAUUUAUUAGUGAAUGAUAGUUAAUUAUUGUAAAAGCGUUUUACGGGUGUUGUAAUCUCCGUGUAUUGCCCUGUGAUUGUUUUGUUUAAAAUAUUUUAAUCUUUUUAAACAAAUUUGCAAAAUGAGUGGCAGUGUAAUAAAAAACAAGCUCGUUCUAACCAUGGUAGUGUGAUCGAUUUAUCUACGAGUGAAACCAACGGCGUGUCAUCGGAGUUGAUAGAAACAAUCCUGAGUACUGGAAACGUACACAAUUGUGGCCAACACUAAUUCAAAUAUGUGUUGUGAUUUACAGAUGCUCUCGGUACAAGUGCCGGGGUGCGCGGGCAUGGAGCGGCUGGGCGCGCCGGGGGGACCGCGCCUGCGGCACGACCACAGACACCAUCAUUCCACAUUGGAAUGGGAGAAACAACAGAGGUUACAAGCGAUGGUUGGUCGCUUGCAAGAAAUGGUGGAGCAGGAGACGCGCGCGCGGUCUGCCGCCGCCGCAGAACGCCUCGGUUUACCACCCAGCAUACAGCUUCCCGACGGCGAGUACGGUCAAGACGCGCAUCUACAGUUACGAGUCCCUUAUCAGGUCCCAAGCCGAGCUGACGAGAAGCAGUUUUCAACCUCCACCGAACAAGUGCGUGAGCGACGUGCCCGAGUGGGCGGGAAUGGCGGACGCGCCGCCGGGGCGUCGGGGUCCGGGCGGCGGGGGCGGCGGCAAGAAAGACGGCCUUCUGCAAAAGGCGACUCGAUGGUGGGUGCGCAUGGGCGCGCGGCCGCCGCCCACGUUCCUGCCGGCCAGCGCGCCGCCGCCCUGCGUGAUGGUGCCACGCCGGGCUGCGCCCUCGCCGCCGCCCGACGCGUGACGUCGCCGCAUCUCCGCACCUCUCUAUCAUAUCACGCUUACAUUCCAUUAUCGGGACGAUCAGACUCGUCGGAGUGCACGCGCGUCCCGGAGUAUUAUAGACUUGAUAAUUUAUUUAUUUGGGACUCGCGCCCGCCCGACCGGGCUGCGGAGCGCGUACGCGUGCUUUGUGAUAUGUGCGACAGGGUCGUGUAGUGACAGUGCAGACCGUACGGAGUGAGGCGGGGCGACCGACCGCCGCCGCCGCGAGCGUAACUAGUCUUGAUACUUUAAUCGGUUUAGACGUAGAGAUAAUUGUUUCUAUUGAAAUUUUAUGAAACUAGACGAGGUUUCACUGCCCGCUAUUCGUGUUAUAGGUGUGUAUGGCGUUGCAUUGAGUGUGCGUCUGUGUUCCUCGCACUGUCUUUGAGUUUUUGAAAACUAAGACUGAAAUAAAUAAAAAAGAUAACACUUUAAAGUUUACAUUGAAUAUGUUGUCUUAGGUAAAAUUAAUUCAAAUAGAAACAAUUAAAAUAUUUAAAGAAUCUUUCGAUUGUAACCUUCGAUGAUAUUGUAUAUUAUGAAAAAGGUCAGUCAAUAGUAUGCUAUUAAUGUCUUGCAAUGUACAGUUCAUGUUUAAGUAACCUAUUUUAAAGUUUAAUUUCUAUCCAGCAGCUAAAAUCUGUGUUUAAACAACUUUUAUAUUUAUUUAAAUAUAAUGUAUAAAAUAAUGCAUAUCAGUACAGUAAUCACAAGGAAUAUUAAUUUACAAAGCAUAGUUACUAUUUUAUUGUAAAUAUUGUCUCUAAUUUAAUGUUAGAUUAUGCAAUGACCGAAUGUCAAAAUAUGAAGGUCGUUUUCAUUGAGUGUUUAUUACAUUCCAUAUUUAUGUUGAAAUAUUUUAAAUUCUUGCUUAUCUGCCGACAACCGACAACCCACUAAACUGAUUAAAUAGUUCGCCGUCUUGGUCUUUACCAUUAAACUAAAAAUCUGUCAUGCUGACAAUAAUUAAAUAGUGAGUAAUUUUUUCAGUGCAGAUAAAUCUCUUUAGAGAAUAGUCAUUAAUUAAAAAAAUUGGUUGAAUUAGUUUUAAAUUAAAUAUGUAUUUAUUAAUUAUAUCAUAAGGUCAGGUAUUAGAGGCCUGCUUGCAGGCUCAAAUAUAUUUUGAGAUAACAUAUAAUUGUAUUCCUAUUAUAAAUUAUUCAAACUUCCCACUGUAGUCAUCUAAAAACGUGAUAUACCUAGCUAAAAUUUGUUAAAUUACUCGCAUAUUUUCUGCUAUAGGCCUGUAAUUUAGUCCAUAAAUUAUAAAAACUUGUAAGCAUAGCUAGAUAAUAGUAAUUGGCCUGUAUCUCGAAAAAUUCUGGUGCUUAAUGAAAAUAUAAAUUUAAAUUGUGAA